AUGAGAGUAAGGGACAGUGAGGCGUGGGGCCCCACCCGAUGCAUCGAAAGACGGGCUUUGCUGCUGUCUCCUGCGACGACACGGCAAGGGGUGCCUUGCUCCCUCAAACGCGUUUUCAAGAGGGAGGGAAGCGCCAGCCGACAAGAAACCAAAAUUGAAGUCCGAGACGAUUGCCAGCGUGCACGAGGCAGCGAUCACGGCGUCGUGCUGGGAGCGUACGAUUCUCGAGGUUUGGGGCGCACGUCGCGAGGAGGUUCUUGCAGUGCUGCGGCAAUACCGUACCACAAACAACAGUCUUUUGAAGCUCAAGGAGACUGGAGGAAAAACGAAGGCGAAGGAGGAGGUUGGAUCAGUAUGGAUGGCCGAUGUGCUAACGGGAGCUCUUUCAAGUCAGCUUCGUGCCCUGAUUGGUGUGCCUGGACGGCCUGCAUGCCACCCGUUUAUUUGAUUUACUUCGGGGGUGGAUCACGGGUGGGCGUGCUGCGCUUGAUGCGAGAGUGUGCGUUGCAUGGACGCUAG
Messenger RNA from Trypanosoma rangeli, 519 nucleotides. RefSeq lists its product as uncharacterized. The record is from RefSeq and is a predicted model, not a curated record. The transcript has a single exon. Lineage: Eukaryota; Euglenozoa; Kinetoplastea; Trypanosomatida; Trypanosomatidae. The coding region runs from base 1 to 519 and encodes 172 amino acids.